AUGGGAAAGAGGACUGCUGGGAAUCCAAACCCUUUACUCCUUCAUAAUGAGAAGCAUGAAAGAGAGCUGCACAGAGCUAGUAAGGGCAAAGAGGAAGAAGGUUUAUUUGUGGUUUUACACACUCAGGCUGUGGACUGCAGGAGGAUGAACAUGAUCCGGGGGACGGUGCUGAUGGCUUUGUAUGUGACUGUCAUCUCAGCCACAUAUGAUGUUUAUGAGCAGCAGUCCUAUAUGGACCCAGAGGAUGUACUGAGUGUCAUCAUUCCCCUGGAGGGUCCACAGCGCCCUCUGCUGGGGGGAAUGCUGCUGUUACCGUGCUACUUUGAGGAUCACACUGUUGACGACCCUGGCGCUCCCACCAUUGCCCCCUUGUCUCAUCGGAUCAAAUGGAGCUUUGUGACUAAAGAAAAGGUCACAACCAUCAUUGUUGCCCAGGGGGGGAAAGUGCAUAUCACUGAGAACUACCAGGACAGAGUCCAGCUGGUAGCUUAUCCUGGGACCCCGACAGACGCUAGCAUCAGGAUAUCUGAGCUGCGUUCCAGUGACACGGGAGUGUAUCGCUGUGAGGUUCAGCACGACAUCGAGGACAACCACAGCAUCGUGCACGUCCAGGUUCAAGGCGUAGUGUUCCACUACAGGGCCAUCAUGGGACGCUACAGUUUGACUUUUGAAAAGGCGAAGGCAGCGUGCAUCCAGAAUAGUGCAGUAAUGGCUUCACCUGAACAGCUCCAAGCGGCAUACGAUGACGGUUUUCACCAGUGUGACGCUGGCUGGCUCUCUGAUCGCACAGUCAGGUACCCAAUCCAGAGUCCUCGUAUGAACUGCUAUGGUGACAAAGUAGAACUGCGUGGCGUCAGGACCUACGGCGUGAGGGAUCUCAAUGAGACUUAUGAUGUUUACUGCUUCACUGAGAAGAUGACAGGCAGAGUUUUCUACACUGCGACUGCAGAGAAGUUCACCUUCUCUGAGGCUGCGUUGGCGUGCUCUAAUAAGGGUGCUCAGCUGGCCACUACAGGUCAGCUGUACCUGGCCUGGCAGGGAGGGAUGGAUGUCUGCAACGCUGGCUGGCUGGCAGACAGGAGUGUGCGCUAUCCCAUCAACAUUCGUAGGUCACAGUGUGGAGGCGGGCUGAUCGGGGUACGGACUGUUUAUCUUCACGCAAACCAGACAGGAUAUCCUCUUCCCGAGUCUCGCUGUGACGCCUUCUGUUACACAGAGUCGACUGAUGAAGACGGUUCAGGCAUGACAGAGGACGGCAGCGGUGUGCCGCGAGUCACCACAGUGACACAGAACCCAGAGGUGUUCUUCAGGAGCACGACGGCAGAGAGUGAGGCCGCCGGAGAGGUGGAGACUAUGAUGCCUACUAACGCGGACUUCACCUACACAGAAAGCCCCACCGACCCGCCUCUGGCUGAGCCGCCAAACAUCACCGAGUCCGUCACCGAUCUGAUACAGUCAGCCACAGCACAGCCGGAUGUUGGCAGGGAGCCACACAAAGGCUUUGUGAUACCUCCAACCGUAGUCUCUCCUGAUUCCUCUACAGGCAUGGUCUUCCAUUACCGUUCAGCUGCCGGACGCUACGCUUUCACUUUUGUCGAGGCCCAACAAGCCUGCCAGAGUGUCGGAGGCUCAAUCGCCAUGCCGCAGCAGCUGCAGGCAGCGUAUGAAGCUGGAUACCAGCAGUGUGACGCAGGUUGGCUACUGGAUCAGACUGUAAGGUAUCCUAUCGUUUACCCUCGAGAAAGCUGUGCUGGAGAUCUGGGAGAUCGACCCGGGGUUCGAUCCUACGGUCUGAGGCCAGCACACGAGAGAUACGAUGUGUACUGCUACACUGACGGGCUCAAAGGAGAGGUUUUCCACAUUGGAUCAGCUGAAGGUUUCACUUACAGUGAGGCUGUUCGUAGCUGUCAAGAGCAGAACGCCACAGCAGCCUCCACAGGACAUCUCUAUGCUGCCUGGAAAAUGGGCUUUGACAAGUGCCGUGCAGGCUGGCUACUAGAUCGCAGUGUGCGUUAUCCCAUCAACAAUCCACGUGCGGAGUGCGGAGCGGGGAAAAUAGGAGUGCACACUGUGUACAAUCACCCCAACCAGACUGGCUAUCCUGAACUUGAUGCCAGAUUUGAUGCUUACUGUUUCAGAGAUGAAACUGGACUGAAUGUCACAGAAAUUGAGGAGGCUCUACUAAAUCUGACUUCAGCUACCCAUUUGUUACGACCUGCUGUUCCCUCCAUAUCUCCUCCUAUCGAUGUAGAGAAUUCAGGCUCUGGUUCAGGCUCAGGAGACACUUCUGUAGUAGAUUACACAUCUGGAGGUCACUCUGGAGAAUCGUCUGGAUCUGGACAGCCAUGUUUGUCUGCAGACGAGAUUUUCUCUGGAGAUUCCUCUGGUUCUGGAGAUAAGGCUACUUCUGGAGAUGGCUCUGCUUCUGGAGACCUCCCUUCCUCUGGCUCUGGAGACCUGGCUGGCAGUGCAAGUGCUGACCUACCCAGCGGAGAGUCAGGUCCCAGCAGUACAGAUGUUUCUGGAUCAGGUAGUGGAGAAGGGUCCACGAUCAGUAUUCGUUUUUCAGGCACUGACUCCACUCCUUCAGGCGAGGGCUCAGGUUCUGGAGGACCUCAAGAAGCUGGAGAGGGAAGCACAGAGAUCCUUACUUUCCCUUCAUCUGAUGUGGGAUCUGGAGUGCUGGGUGGUAGUGGGGAUGCGUCCUGGUCUGGAUCUGGUUUCAGUUCUACAGAAAGUGGUUCUUCCACAGACAUGUCCUCUGGUUUCGUCACCAGUCAGGAGUUUUCUGGCUCUAGCAGUUUCCCAUCCAAAUUUUCCUCUGGAAGUGGUAGUGGACAGUCAGGAGAGCUUUCAGGGAGUGGAGACGCUCAGAUCUUAUUGAUAGAUGAUAAACUGAUUGAUGCAACCACCUCCAGUAAAUACAGUGAGCUUAGUGGAGCCUUCUUCAGUGGCUCUGGGGACAUUUCAGGAUCAGGCGUUCCCAUUUGUGAUCUUAAUGGAGAUUGCAGUGGAGGCCUCAGUGGGGACCUCAGUGGAGGCCUCAGUGGGGACCUCAGUGGAGACCUCAGUGGGGACCUCAGUGGAGACCUCAGUGGGGACCUCAGUGGAGACCUUAGUGGAGACCUCAGUGGAGGCCUCAGUGGAGACCUCAGUGGGGACCUCAGUGGAGACCUCAGUGGAGACCUCAGUGGAGACCUCAGUGGGGACCUCAGUGGGGACCUCAGUGCCUCGGCCUCUGGAGGGGUCUUUGAAUUUUUCCCUGAUGUGACUUUGGUGGGUUCAGGGUUCACUGAGCUGACAGGGUCAUCGUCUGGAGUGGAGGAGGAGGCGUCUGGGGUUUUACUCUACAGUUCUGCAGAGGGAAGUGGUGGAUAUCUGUCUGGAUUUGGAAGCUCAACUUUUCAUUCUCUGUCUGGAUCAGGACUUUCUGGAUAUGAGUCCUCUACAAGUGGAGGAGGAGGCAGUGUUAUCUUUCUGUCUGAGGAUCUAAUGACAAAGGUAUCUGAAAACACAUCACCAGAGGACUCAGGCACGCUGUUUUCGGAGCUUGGUAAGGGGCCUUUGGAGUACAGUGGAGAAGGAAGUAGUAGUGGCAGUGGUUCUUACCCUGGGAGUGGAGACUCUGACUCAUCUGCUGCCAGCACGACUUUUUCAGAUGGCCCUUCUAGGCAUCUGCCAGUGGCCUAUCCCAUCAUUGAGUGCAAUGUGACAGAGAGCACCACAGGACCACAGGAGGACCCUAAUGGCGUGCCAGAGACCCCCGAUGAUGUCCCUGUAACUCUGGCCCCUGCGGUUGUCCCGGCGGGACUAGCAGCACCUCCCAUUACAGUUGCACCACCCUCUGUUCAGACAUCAGGCCCUGUUGAAGGACAUGUUGGCCCAUGUGAACCGAACCCCUGUGGCGAUGCUUCGUGCACUGCAGAGAACGGCGUUGCCUUCUGUGACGAGGUAGAUGUGUGCCGUUCCGACCCUUGUGCCAAUGGAGCCACCUGUGUGGAGACUGUAGACUCUUUCAAAUGCUUAUGCCUGCCCAGCUACGGAGGGGAGCGCUGUGAGAUCGAGGAGCAGCCGUGUGAAGAAGGCUGGACUAAGUUUCAGGGGAACUGCUACCGACACUUCACCGUGAGAGAGACGUGGGUGACAGCGGAGCAGCGCUGCCGCGAUCACAACGCCCACCUGGUCAGCAUCAUCUCCCCAGAAGAGCAGAACUUUGUCAACGCAAACGCACAAGACUACCAGUGGAUCGGGCUGAAUGACAAGACCGUAGAGAAUGACUUCCAGUGGACUGACGGCACUCCUCUGCAAUACGAGAACUGGAGGCCGAACCAGCCGGACAACUACGUGAACUCUGAAGAAGAUUGUGUGGUGAUGAUCUGGCAUUCUGACAGCCAGUGGAACGAUGUACCCUGUAGUUAUCAUCUGCCCUUCACCUGCAAGAAAGGCUCAGUGUCCUGUGGUGCCCCGCCGGAGGUGGCCAAUGCUUGCAUGUUUGGCAAAAAGAGGGUGGUGUACCCCGUCGGCUCCAUCAUUCGUUAUCAGUGCAAUCCAGGAUUUAGACAGCGCCAUCUACCGCUGGUGCGCUGUCAACCAGACGGACAGUGGGAGGAGCCCCAAGUGAGAUGCACUGAUGUGAAAAGUCAAAGGAGAGCACAGAGGAGGAGCCGAAGGAGUCCAGAACGCAACAGCAGGCGUCACUAA
This is a messenger RNA of Pelmatolapia mariae (spotted tilapia), 4701 nucleotides long. RefSeq names its product aggrecan core protein-like. Gene Ontology annotation, biological process: positive regulation of neuroblast proliferation; central nervous system development; glial cell differentiation. The record is from RefSeq and is a predicted model, not a curated record. The coding region runs from base 1 to 4701 and encodes 1566 amino acids. Gene Ontology annotation, molecular function: calcium ion binding; hyaluronic acid binding. Lineage: Eukaryota; Metazoa; Chordata; Actinopteri; Cichliformes; Cichlidae. Gene Ontology annotation, cellular component: synapse; perineuronal net. The transcript has 21 exons.